Aplysia californica (California sea hare) is the source of this 2020-nucleotide messenger RNA. Its product is annotated as APOBEC1 complementation factor. The record is from RefSeq and is a predicted model, not a curated record. NCBI's taxonomy places the organism in Eukaryota, Metazoa, Mollusca, Gastropoda, Aplysiida, Aplysiidae. Gene Ontology annotation, molecular function: mRNA binding. Gene Ontology annotation, cellular component: nucleus.
AAUAAUAAUAAUUUCUUAUCACAGAGGGCGGCGAACAGUCAGUUUCAACUGAACGUGCUAUACCCCCUUAACUUCUUUUGUUUACCCACGCUAGCACCGCGAACUGAUUACAGGCACCAGAGAUAACAAGGAGGGGGCGGAGCUACGCUCGUCGCCUUUACUCAUUUGCAUGUGAUUGACAACUGAUAACGGACUAAACAUUCUAUGCGCAUGCGUGUACCAUUCACCGGUCUUGUCAAAGGGGCUGGAACCUCCAUAACUUUGUAAACAAAACGGCCCAAGAUAGCAUUGUUCAAGGGUGUGUGUGCCUAGUGCGCUGUGAGAUCACGGCUACACGACACAGUGAAAAGCCGCACAUGUGCCUUGUGGAGUAGACUACCCCCGGCUUGUUCAACACCCGGCUUCAUGAUAGUGUUGGACUUCGGUGACUCAGAAUUUCGAUUUGAUGUGUCUUGUUUCAGUUACGCCUACUGUUGGAUGUUAUUUCUUCAUCAAGUGUGUUAGUGUUGUGGGUGGUACUUCCUUCCUUGUCGCCGUCCUUGUGAAUUAUUAGAUUAGUAUUGAAAUAGUAUUAGCCUUGUAGACCUGGUGGACUGGAUAUUCUCGACUUAGACUUAGACAAACGAUUGAAUUACUGUUUGUUCUUCACAAUCGAAAGUCAAAAAUCAAAAGUGUGUUGCCGUUUAUUUCGUUCCUGUGGAUUUUGUUUUCAUGGUGUUUGAAAUCAUGGGUACCCCGUGCGACAACAACAACAAGCAAAUCCAGGGUGUGUCGGGUACCCCGAAUGAAGGUAAGCUGAGGGCUCUUAUGGAGAAAACCGGGUACCCGAUGGUUCAAGAGAAUGGGCAGAGGAAACUAGGACCGCCACCUGGUUACGAUGGCCAGGUUCCCGAGAAGGGUUGUGAAAUCUUUAUCGGAAAAAUACCACGAGAUAUGUACGAAGAUGAGAUUGUGCCCGUAUUUCAAAACGCGGGUAAUAUUUACGAGUUUCGGCUCAUGAUGGAUUUCAGCGGUAGUAAUCGAGGGUUCGCCUUUUGUACUUACUGUAAAAAAUCCGAAGCGAAAAGAGCAAUAAAGGAAUUGAACAAUUUUGAAAUAAGGAAAGGCAGAUUUCUUGGUGUUUGUGCGAGUGUAGAUAACUGCAGACUCUUUGUUGGUGGAAUUCCGAAAACCAAGUUGAGAGAGGAAAUUCUGACGGAGAUGGCGAAGAUGUCCGAGGGAGUUGUCGAUGUAAUUAUGUAUCCCCAUGCCGUCGACAAGUCGAAAAAUCGUGGGUUUGCUUUCGUGGAGUACGAGAGUCACCGAGCUGCCGCAAUGGCGAGGAGAAAGUUGAUUCCAGGUCGAGUGCAGUUGUGGGGGCACACGAUAGCCGUAGACUGGGCGGAACCUGAGCCGGAGACGGAUGAAGAAACAAUGGCGACGGUUCGAAUCCUAUAUGUGCGAAACCUGAUGCUGUCGACCACAGAGGAACACCUGCGUGACGUGUUUGAGCAGGUGAUCGGCAGCAGGGACUGCAUCGAGCGCGUGAAGAAGCUCCGGGAUUACUGCUUCAUCCACUUCAAGUUGCGGGAAGACGCGCUCAGGGCCAUGGAACUCAUGAAUGGGAAAAUGAUCGAUGGUUCACAAGUGGAGGUUGUCCUUGCAAAACCUGUGGACAAGAAUGAAUACAAGCUCGCCAAAGCAAAGAAUUUGCAGCAGCAGAGGUGUGGCCACCACUAGUGCCCCUGUGCGGGCCGGCAGAGGUCGCGGUGCCGCGGGAUCACGUGGGGCGGGUGGACUCAAGACGUUUGUUCCGACGCUGUUCAGGGGAGGAUACCGGAGACAUCCUGUGGAGAUUCUGGAAGAACUGUGUCAGAAGAACCACUGGGGUAGCCCUGCCUACCAGCUGCACUCGGCGAUCCAGAGAGACCCAGCUACCAACACGGACUGCCAGUUUUUCCUGUUCAAGCCAUCUAACUUUACCAUCCUCUUUGCACCAGCCCUUGUAGUUGUAGUCUUUGAGUGCCACUUUGACCCUUAG